CGCUCCGCAGCCUUCGCCCCGCGAGUGCCCCCUGCUGCCGCUGCCAUGGUCUCGGCUCCGCGCUGCCCGCCCGGCGCCCGGGGGCUCCUGGCGCUGCUGCUGCUGCUGCCCCUGCCCGGGGCUCGCGGCCAGUGUGGUUCUCCUCCAAGGCUCAGUUUUGCUGAGGUAACCAGGAGAACGUGGAGUCGCUAUCCUGUUGGAUUCGGUCUGAGCUACUCCUGUCGCCCAGGAUACACUCUGGCCUCUGGAAAGUCUCCUGUCGUUAUAUGUGAUGCAGAUUCAACAUGGUCAGUAGACCCUGAGUUUUGUGUAGGAAAACCAUGUAAACCACUAGAACUAAAAAAUGGCAGAGUUGAUUUAACCAAUUUCCGGUUUGGUGAAACAGCAAACUUCUCCUGUAGUGAAGGUUACAAAUUAAUUGGACCGACUUCUGCCCAAUGUGUGCUUGAGGGAAAUGGAGUUGAUUGGAAUAAGGAGGUUCCACUUUGCAAAGCAAUAUCUUGUCGUCCACCUCCUGAUAUCACCCAUGGAUCCCAUAAUGCUCUGAUUGGAGAAGAAUUUUUCGUUGGCUUAAAAGUAACUUACAAAUGUGACCCGGGCUUCUCUCUUAUUGGAGAGGCCUCCAUUCAUUGUACAACGAAAGAUAAUGUCAAUGGAGAGUGGAGUGGUCCUGCCCCUGCAUGCAAAGUUGGGUGUCUGAAGGCAGAGGUGCAAAAUGGAAACCUGCUCAAUGCAUUGGAUGAAAAAAUGUGGUACAGUGUGAAUGAAACCAUUCCUUUCAAAUGCUCUCCUGGGUACCAGGUUUCAAGCCAUUCCCACCUGCCUGCAACAGACAGAUUUAGUAUUACUUGUUUAGCAGAUGGCAGCUGGACAGCAUUACCGAAGUGUAACAAGCAAAGCACUUCUGAUGUGUGUGAGAUGGUUCCUGAGAGCAGAGAAUUCAAAGAGUGUGGUGUGCCUCUGGAGACACUGAGAACUCUGCUGGAAGUGCAGAAACUGUAUCUGGAGAUUGAGAAACUGAAGCAGGAGCUAAAGUCACAAUGAAUAGCUGAGACCUGUGAUCCGUAUUGUGAUAAACUGUCUCCCCUUUGGAUGCAGUUUAUAUAAUUACACUACACAAAGGAUAAUUUUUACUGAUUUUAUAGAUCUUGCUAAUAUAGCUAGUAACUCACAAUAGGCAGUAAAUCAGGGAUCAGAUUUCCUUCCUGGGUGCUGUUUUUAGGAUUUUUUUUUUAUGUUCUUUCCCCUUGAAUUUCACAAAUUUUGAGUUUCCACUUGAUGAUAAACUAGGGAUUUCAGGUCCUUGUACAGGUUUUAGGGGUUAUAGUGAAGGAUUAAGUUGAGAUUUGGUUUUACUUGGGUAAAUUAACCAAGUAGCAUGGAAGCAAAUUAUCAGUUGUUACAAGCUUUAGAUCCUAUGCAAAAGGAAACUCAAGACUAACUUCAGCUUUGUAGACAUCCCACAAUUUCUGCUUACAUUUAACUUUAAUGCACCAAAACGUGCACAUUCAAAGUGGUGAAUGGGUAUUUAAAUGCCCGAUUUCCACACACCUUAAGAGCAGUGAUGUUAAUCAAUUCCUUCACCACUCUAAAAAUGCCACACGUACAUUAGGAGUAGAUGAGAAGCAACCGUCUGAGCCAUUUCCCCAAUAAACAAUAGGGGUGUUCUCUAACCUACAUCUUUGUGAUCAAGUAAUUAUUCCUGCCCUGCAGGGCUACAAUAAAAUGCAAUUGUAAUAAC
Terrapene triunguis (Three-toed box turtle) is the source of this 1741-nucleotide messenger RNA. Its product is annotated as C4b-binding protein alpha chain-like. The transcript has 7 exons. Bases 46 to 1044 code for a protein of 332 amino acids. The record is from RefSeq and is a predicted model, not a curated record. Gene Ontology annotation, biological process: negative regulation of complement activation, classical pathway. NCBI's taxonomy places the organism in Eukaryota, Metazoa, Chordata, Testudines, Emydidae.